CUUUGAAAAGUAACAUAUAUUAACGGUAGCGGAAGCCAGGCAGCUCAUUCCACACGUUGCAGCGAAGGAGAGAGGACCUUUGGGAUCUUAAUUCUUGACUCCUCUCACUCGUAACCCCUUCAGUAUCUAUAUUCACGAGUGCAAGCUUUUCAUAAUGGCUUCUUAUUCUGUUCUUUUUAUUGUUUGUUUGGCCAUCGUUCCACUCCAAGCUGUCACUGUUCCCUUCACGAGCUGCAAUACAGGUGACCCCGUACCGGCCACUGUCAGAAUGAACUGCUCCAGUCUCCUAACAGACACGUGCGUGCUGAAGAAGGGACACACGUACCUUCUUCAGGCGGAGUUUGUGCCUCAGUCUCCGUCAGUAGAUGUGGAGAGUUCGGUGGCGUGGAGAUCCUGGGUGGAGAUGCCUUUGCCUGGCCAGGACUCCGAGGCGUGUAAGGGGCGCCUGCCUUGUCCUCUCACUGCAGGGACCCCCGUUACCUUCACCUACCCCCUGCACAUUGAAAACUUCUGGAUGAGGAGGCGGUAUCCAAUGGUGUGGAAACUUGAAGAUGAUGACACAGACAGCAUCAUCCUCUGCUUCAACAUCAAGACUUUCAUCACAUCGUAGAGAAAACACCGAGGACUAAACAUUAUUAUCACCACCAUCAUCACAUUGAUUUCCAUUUGUAUUCAUCAUAAUCUAUGUAUACAUUUUAUUACUAUUACAAAUUUAAUCUUCAUCCUCAUUAUCAUUCGUAUCUAAGUUUUUUUUUUUUUAAUCGUAUUGUAUUGUUUCUGCUACUAAUAAUUUCACACUACGAAUAUUAUACCUGUAAUGUAUACGAUCAGUUAUUUCUAUUAAAAUAUACAAAAAAAAUUAAAA
Messenger RNA from Scylla paramamosain (green mud crab), 865 nucleotides. RefSeq lists its product as uncharacterized. The coding region runs from base 155 to 610 and encodes 151 amino acids. The transcript is spliced from 4 exons. The record is from RefSeq and is a predicted model, not a curated record. NCBI's taxonomy places the organism in Eukaryota, Metazoa, Arthropoda, Malacostraca, Decapoda, Portunidae. Gene Ontology annotation, molecular function: sterol binding. Gene Ontology annotation, biological process: sterol transport.